Molecule: messenger RNA, 390 nt
Organism: Drosophila willistoni
Lineage: Eukaryota; Metazoa; Arthropoda; Insecta; Diptera; Drosophilidae
Product: protein new-glue 1
Exons: 2
Coding region: 1-390 (129 amino acids)
Source: RefSeq, a predicted model, not a curated record
AUGAAAUACACUUGCUUUCUUCUACUCCUGGCGACCAUUGGCUGUGUCCUGGUCAGGCACACGAAUGCCCAAUCCACACCAGCUACCGAGGCCACAACUACCACCACCACUACCAGUGCUUCGGCCACAACAACUGCUGCUUCUGCAACAACAACUGCUGCGGCUGCCACGACAACUGCUGCGGCAGCCACAACAAGUGCAUCGGCUACCACCACUGCCUCAGAGACGACCACAGCCUCAUCAGGAACACCAACAAAGUGUUGCUGUCGGGGUGGCAAAAAGUCGAAAAAUAAUAAAUUGAGAGGAGGCAAGCUGUGGCUGCGGUUGCUCAUCAGCUACGACAACAACGGCGGCACCAUCAACCGGAUCAGGAAGCUCAUGCUCUUGUGA